AUGGCUGCCAAAGACGAAGCGGGGGAGACGAACAAUACGGCGAUUCUUCGAGUACCAAAAACCAACGAUGUAGCAGAGAAAGAACCAGAAGAGAUGGCCGAGAAAUACGAUCAGAUCAUCGACAAGCUUCAUCAUCUUUCAGUUCAGGUACAAAUCCACCGGCUCACGAAAAUUAUCGACAAUAUCCACAAGAGAGAUGAGGAGUGUAAACUUGAGAUUAGAAAGUAUGAUAGAAUGAUUAAGGAGACUGAGAAUUGCCAUAAAAGCGCGAAGAAACCUUGCGGCUCUUUGAAGUUGGCGUUAGCUACAAAUUCAGCAACUUUGAAGACAAAACGAGACUUGGCAGCGAGAUCGAACGACCUGGUUGACGAGCUUGAGGCAUGCAAAGCUUGGGUGGAUCGAUUUCACAUACAAAACGCCCUCUACGAAGAAAAAGUCAAAGUGGGACAGUGGCGAAUCGAAGUUUUCGACUUGAAGAUCAAGAGUUUGGCAGUUCAAAAGUCGUUGGACAAUAAUGCCGUGGAGAUCGAGGCCUGUCAUUCGAAAAUACUCCAGCUCAAGGCUACAUUGCCCCAAGGCAAUGAUAAUUCAUGCCAACCCGCAAUGAACGUCCUGAACACAAAGCACACCAGCCCGGAUAGCAUCGAACAUGAAAUGACUUCCAUGCUUGAAACACUCCAAGAUAUAACACGCUCGAUUCAAGCUUUGGUCGGGAAUCCACAAAACCCAAGUACAGAUCCUCCACAAAAGCUGCCGGUCACCCCACUGGCACAGCCGACGAUGCAAAUGGCAACUGGUCAGUCAGCACCUGCUUAUUCCGCAUAUGGACACGACGAAGCUCGACAAUUGAGAGAGCGCGUUGAACAAAGUAGGUAUCUAUUCCACAUAGGGAAAGAAGUCAGAGCACGUAAACUAGUGAUGGAUCUCGACGACCAAGACAGAAACAAUAAAGUCAAGCUCAGUGGCAACAGAAGCGCACAUGAAGGAAGUGUUCUAGCUGACGCCGCAUUAUGCAAGUUCUACAGAAGUUCGCUCGGGAACAGCGCCAAUAAGAUUGAUAUGGAAAAGAUCUACGGUGUAUCCGAAGAUGUGAUCUGGGAAAAUCGCGAAAAUUUGACUUUGAUAAAUAUUCUGGGGUGGAAAGGUGGUAUGGCGGAGUGGGAAAAGAAGGGACAUGUGACACCUGGUGAUAGAGAGAAGUUUGAUUUUGAUUUCAACAAGUUCUUGGAAGAAUUGAAGGAUAGCAACGGGGCUAUUGAUCAGAAGGCUUAUAACGAAAAGAGUCCAGACGAGACUGGAUAUCUUAGCCUCCUCGAAACGUACUACGCGGUUAAAGAAAGAAUGUCGAACCCUCCGCUUAGAAUUUGGGAAUGGUAA
This is a messenger RNA of Glarea lozoyensis ATCC 20868, 1377 nucleotides long. RefSeq lists its product as uncharacterized. The transcript has a single exon. The record is from RefSeq and is a predicted model, not a curated record. Bases 1 to 1377 code for a protein of 458 amino acids. Lineage: Eukaryota; Fungi; Ascomycota; Leotiomycetes; Helotiales; Helotiaceae.